Molecule: messenger RNA, 1824 nt
Organism: Aethina tumida (small hive beetle)
Lineage: Eukaryota; Metazoa; Arthropoda; Insecta; Coleoptera; Nitidulidae
Gene: vir-1
Exons: 6
Coding region: 208-1500 (430 amino acids)
Source: RefSeq, a predicted model, not a curated record
GGGCGCUUCGCAGGAAAACCACGCCGCCGAUUGUGAUGCCUAUCCUGCCGUAUUUAUAGUACGCGACCGUCCAUCGAGGCAGCCACAACUUAUCAUACCGCAGACGGUUAUUUACAUACACAGAAUUUAUCGGAGUUAAAGAGCAAUUUCGACGCAAGUUUGUUUCCAUAUCGAUUUUGCAAAACGAAGAAGAACGGCUUAAGAAAAAUGAAGAGCGUGGUGAUCGUUUGUCUUAUGUGUUUGGUGGCCGUCCACGGAUUGCCAGCCAACAAAAAAGAUGAAGUUGAAGUGAUUCCAGCUAGGGGAAACCAAGGAGACCAACCCGUCGUGGACACCGGAAUCUUCACUACCAGCGACGCAGGAUUCGGCUUAAACUUCGACCUCCUACAAGGAUUGAUGACCAGAAUACGACAACAAAUGGACCAACUGAUCAGGAACUUCCCGUUCCCCGGUAGCUCUAACGAAACCGAUAUCGCUGGAUUCCCCGACUUCUCCAUUGGCGGUCCCCAAUUCCCACCAAUUGAUUUAGGCAAAGGCAACACCACUUCCGUCACCAAGAUAAUUGACGGACAUAAAGUGGUGAUCAACGAGACAGAGUACCAGAAACAAGACGACUUCGGCGGUUCGUUCUUUAAAGUGAGAAUCAUAGACGUCCAACCUGAUAGUAACGAAACAUCCGACGAGGUUCCAGCAACCGCUGUGACCAAAGACAGAGAACCUCUCGAGAACAACAACAGCUUCGAAAACGAGAUCCCGAAAGGAACCGAGGCUCCUACCUUACAAAAACUCGAACAAUUUGACGAAACGGACAGUCCCAUCAUGAGUACUACAGAUUUCCUCGAUGAAAACACCCUAAAUCCCACUGAAAUAGAUCUUAGCGGAGAUAUUUUGGUUAACGAUAUGGUACCCAGUUCUUAUUCCAAUCCCGAUGCAGAAACAAUACCUAAUCUAUCAGAAUUCGAACCGAUAGAUUUGAGUGGUGACAUAAAAGUUAAUGAAAUAGCUGCCAGACAAGGGUGGCCUUUGAAUCCCGAUGUGGAAUUCGUUGUUGGAAAUGACGGGAAACCCAUUCAGCCCGGCUUUUAUCACUACGAAACAGCUCCUGAAGAUAAUAUCGAAACCUUUGAUGAGAUUGACGGCGAGAAAGAAUCUCCUUAUAGAGAAAGUCUUGCUGAAUCAUUCGAAGACAAUUCACUUUCAACUCCGGUCGAAACAAAGACGGUUGAUUUAAGUGAUGAUACCCUGGUAAAUGAUUUAUUGGCAAGAAAAAUGGCAGCUCUGAAUCCCGACGCAGAAUUCAUACCAAAUUCUCAACUGUACUCAAAAGUCAAUCCUCGUUUCGAAAGACUGGAAAGUUUAGAUGAUGAGUCUAAAGAUCUUAGCGGUGACACAUACGUAAAUGAAUUUGCUUCGAAUUCUGGUUAUCCGAUAAAUCCUGAUGCGGAAAUUAUUGAUGUGAACGGGGACUCAGUGCAAGGACCUAAGUAUGAGUACAGUUAGAAAACGGAGAUUUUUCUCUUGACAGAGUUGAGACUGAAUUUGUUGGUUGUCUUGUAAAUGUGCGAUUCAAGAACGUUCUUGCCAAAGAUUAUUUAUCAUUGUUGCCAUUGUCUAACAAAUUAAUGUAAUAUUGUGUGAUAUUAACAUAGAUGAAGUCUAUGAAAAUUAAUGUCUAAACGUUUGUAGUUUAGUUUUACUGUUUUUAAAAGGCACCACUCUAAUUUAUUGUUGGGAUUUAGAGGCUAAUUAAUUUAUUAUCGGACAUCACUUGGAACUACUUAUUUUUGUAUUUAUUUAUUUUUAAUAAAUUGUAGUUUUUUAUAA